Molecule: messenger RNA, 12160 nt
Organism: Python bivittatus (Burmese python)
Lineage: Eukaryota; Metazoa; Chordata; Lepidosauria; Squamata; Pythonidae
Source: RefSeq, a predicted model, not a curated record
GCCUCUUACGGAAACACCGUGUGUAUCUUUGAGCCCCUUGGGGUAAAUUCUCAUAAGAGAAAUUGUCAACUGAAGUGUCAAUGGCUGAAAACUGGACAGUUUUUCCUCAGUUCCAUGACCUUCAACUUGGCAUGGGAUCCUCAAGGUAAUCGCUUGCUCACUGCAACGGAUAAUUUGCAACUGUGGGCCCCUCCAGCGAACGAUGUGCUGGAAGAAGAAGAAGAGGAAGGGGAAGAAAAUCCUGACAUUGGGAUCAAAGAUGAUAAAAACCAUCCUGUUCUAAAUGACUGGAAAUGCAUCUGGCAAUGCAAGACAGCUGUUUCUGUACACUUGAUGGAAUGGUCCCCAGAUGGUGAAUACUUUGCAACAGCUGGGAAGGAUGACUGUCUCUUAAAAGUCUGGUAUGCAAAGAUGGGCUGGAAAUCAUCUCUCCUUCCCCAGGAGGGAGAUGAAACCCGAAAGACUUCUCCAUCUGUCUAUUUUGCAUUUGUCUACCUUUCACAUCCUCGAGCAGUGACGGGAUUUUCCUGGCGACACACUAGCAAGUUUAUGCCCAGGGGGUCUGUUUGCAACGUUCUCCUGACUUCGUGUCAGGAUGGCAUUUGCCGGCUCUGGGCGGAGACGUUGCUGCCUGAAGAUACGCUUCUGGGGGAGCAGAUCUGUGAAACAAGCACGUCGAGCAUCAGCUCCAGCACCAGCUUCUCGCGUUCAGGAAGGCACAAGGACAACAUUCAGCAUGCUUUAGAAACAAUCCAUCAUCUGAAAAACUUGAGGAAGGGUCAGCGAAGAUCUUCGGUGCUUAUCACUCACGCAGAAGACCUACCCAACCAAUUGGGAAUCCAUGAAGUGCAGCGACAUAUUUCUCACCAUGCUAACGCACUCUGCCAUUUCCACAUCGCAGCAAGCAUUAAUCCCAACACUGAUAUUCCACCAGCAUUGGUGAAGACUGCUUUACAUUUAGACGAAGGCAACGAAGGCUUUGUGGUUCAUUGGCUAAAUAAUAAGGAAUUCCAUUUUACAUCUUCAACGGAAAUAUUUAUGCAGCACUUGCGAGAAUUGACAGACCAGCAGAUCAAAGGAGCAGAAGAAGAUGCUGUUGAAAGAGAAGAUGAAGAGAAAGAGAAAGGUUUACUCAUGAAACUUGAUCAUGAGUUGUCUCUCGACAGAGAAUCUGAAACAGGGACUGGAUCUUCAGAUCAUGAUGAUGGAGACAAGGAGGGAAGUCCCAAAAUUAUUUCUCCAGCUGCUUCACCGGUUCCACUUCCUACUAUCUUACUCGACCGAAAGAUCGAGUUGCUGCUUAAAGAGUGGAACCAGAAUCCAGAUAUGCUCUUCACCAUUCAUCCCGUGGAUGGUACCUUUCUAGUGUGGCAUGUGAAACAUCUAGAUGAAUACAACCCGGGCAUCUUUCGACAAGUUCAGGUUUCGUUUUCUUCUCAGAUCCCUGUGGCCUUUCCAUCGGGCGACGCCAGCUCCCUCAGCAAACACAUCAUGAUGUACGCCUGCCCGACCUUCGCAAAGGAAAGCAGCAGCGUCCCAGCACGGAAGAGAACUAGCAUUUCGGGCAGCCUGUCUGGAUGCAGACUGAGCAGGUUUCAAGAUCGGUCAAGUGGAAACCUGUGCACUCCCACAGUCAUGAUGGUCUCCAAACACAUCGAUGGCUCGCUAAAUCAGUGGGCGGUUUCUUUUGCAGAUAAAUCCGCCUUUACCGCUGUCCACACUGUAACUCACAAGUUCCGGUAUUGCGGCCACCGGUUUCAUCUCAACGGCCUGGCUUGCCAUUCGGUGCUGCCGCUGCUGCUGACCUCAUCCCACCACAAUGCUCUCCUCACUCCCGAGGCGGAUCCCCCGUGGGACUUGGGAGGAUUAAAUAAAACAGUGGAUCCCACAUAUCCCAUCCUGAGAGCCCCAUCCAGGCAGCAUUUGCAAAACGCAGCCACCCGUGCGUUCCACAACCCCGAUGCAAUCUACAGUGAGCUGAUUCUCUGGCGAGUGGACCCCAUCGGGCCUUUGUCCUACACAGGAGGAGUAUCAGAACUGGCGCGCAUUAAUUCUCUCCAUACCUCUGCUUUCUCGAACGUGGCCUGGCUCCCAACUCUUAUCCCUAGUUAUUGUCUGGGGACAUACUGCAAUUCUGCCAGUGCCUGCUUUGUGGCAUCAGAUGGGAAGAACCUGAGGCUGUAUCAGGCUGUGGUAGAUGCCCGGAAGCUUUUAGAUGAGCUCAGUGACCCCGGGGCCUCUAAACUUAUUGGAGAAGUGUUUAACAUUGUAAGCCAGCAGUCAACAGCUCGACCAGGAUGCAUUAUUGAACUGGAUGUCAUAACUGACCAGUGUGGUUCAAACACACAAUUACUUCACGUCUUUCAAGAGGACUUCAUUUUGGGAUACAAGCCGCAGAAGGAAGAGGUGGAGCGGAAGGAAACAGAGAUAUUUUUCCAACCUUCUAAAGGCUAUCGGCCACCACCCUUCUCUGAAAAGUUUUACCUAAUUGUAAUUGAGAAGGACACCAAUGGCUACUCAAUACUUCACAUGUGGCAUUUACACCUUAAGUCUGUCCAAGCAUGUUUAGGACCAUCUGCUGAUGUUCAUUCAGUGGGACACCAAUUAGCUGUUCCUGGGCAACCAGUAGCUGAUUCUUCUCCAGAGACUUCACCUGGCACAACUCCAAUGCUGCGUUCUUCAUCGGUGGCUAACCUUCAGACAGCUAGUAAACUUAUACUGAGUUCUAGCCUGGUUUACAGUUACCCAUUGGAUCUGCCACCUGGUGUGGAGGUUGUACGAGCUACUCCUUCUGCAGGGCAUCUAAGCUCAUCGUCCAUCUAUCCUGUCUGCCUGGCCCCUUACUUGUUGGUAACGUCUUGUUCAGACAACAAAGUACGAUUCUGGAGGUGUUCCGUAGAGGCUACAGAAAACAGCCAAGGUGAAACAAAAGAAACCUAUCACUGGAAACAGUGGCCUUUGAUGAACGAAGAGCAAGAAGAUGCCAGCAGCACCGUUUGCAUAGUGGGAAGACCAGUAGCAGUUAGCUGUUCUUACACUGGUCGCUUGGCCGUAGCUUACAAGCAGCCAAUUCAGCAGAGUGGAUUUGUUUCCAAAGAAUUUUCGAUGCAUGUGUGUAUAUUUGAGUGUGAAUCUACUGGAGGAUCAGAAUGGGUUUUGGAGCAGACCAUUCAUCUGGAUGACCUAGUUAAAGUUGGGAGCGUCCUGGAUUCAAGGGUUAGUGUAGACAGUAACUUAUUUGUGUACAGUAAAUCCGAAAUCUUUUUGAAUAAGGACCGGUACCUUAUACCAAACAUCAAACAUCUGGUACACUUGGACUGGGUUUCCAAGGAAGAUGGUUCACAUAUACUUACAGUCGGGGUCGGUGCAAAUAUAUUCAUGUAUGGACGGCUCUCGGGAAUUGUGACUGAACAAACCAGCAGCAAGGAUGGUCUGGCUGUCAUUACUUUACCCCUAGGUGGGAGUAUCAAACAAGGCAUCAAGUCCAAAUGGGUACUUCUGCGAUCCAUUGAUUUGGUGUCUUCAGUAGAUGGCACCCCGUCCUUGCCUGUUUCUCUUUCUUGGGUAAGAGAUGGUAUCCUGGUUGUGGGAAUGGACUGUGAAAUGCAUGUCUAUGCUCAGUGGAAGCAUGCCAUAAAAUCAGGGAACGGGGAGAGCAAUGGUUUUCUACCUGACAGUUCCCCUGCUAAGGACCCACUCAAGGCUAGCUUUCUAGCCAAAAAAACCAGCAUCAUUGAUGGAGCAGGCAUUGUGGAUGAUGUUUUUGGAACCCCCACCGUCAUUCAGGAUGGCGGCCUUUUUGAAGCAGCCCAUGUUCUUUCACCAACCCUCCCACAGUAUCAUCCCACCCAGCUUCUAGAGCUGAUGGACUUGGGGAAAGUUCGCAGAGCAAAAGCUAUUCUGUCCCACCUUGUAAAAUGCAUUGCAGGGGAAGUUGCUAUCGUGAAGGACCCAGAAUCCACUGACGGUGGCUCCAAGCGCCAUCUGUCCCGUACUAUUAGUGUAAGCGGCAGCACGGCUAAAGAUGCAGUCACCACCGGGAAAGAAGGCACGCGGGAUUAUACAGAGAUUGAUUCUAUCCCCCCACUACCAUUGUAUGCCUUGCUUGCCGCAGAUCAAGAUUCCACAUACAAAACUGAGGAAGCUCCUAAACAAAUUCAGAACCUAGAAGAUCGUACUAAGAGGAAGGCUGAGGAUCAAUACUCAGAUCUUUUCCAGGUUCAGCAGGUUACAACAGAUGACUUUGUAGAUUUUGAGCCAGAGAGAAGAGAACAUAAAUCUAAAGUGAUUAACCUUUCUCAGUAUGGCCCAACAUACUUUGGCCAAGAGCAUGCAAGUGUGCUAUCAAGCCAUUUAAUGCACUCAAGUUUACCUGGACUCACUCGCCUAGAGCAAAUGUUUUUGGUAGCCCUAGCAGACACGGUAGCCACCACAAGUACUGAACUGGAUGAAAACCGAGACAAGCACUACUCAGGGAGAGACACUUUAGAUGAGUGUGGUCUGCGGUAUUUAUUAGCAAUGCGCUUACAUACCUGCCUUCUGACAUCCCUUCCACCUUUAUAUCGUGUUCAGUUACUUCAUCAAGGAGUUUCCACCUGCCACUUUGCUUGGGCUUUUCAUUCGGAAGCAGAGGAAGAACUGAUCAACAUGAUUCCCGCAAUUCAAAGAGGAGACCCCCAGUGGUCCGAACUGAGAGCCAUGGGGAUCGGCUGGUGGGUCAGGAACAUUAACACGCUUCGGCGGUGCAUGGAAAAGGUUGCAAAAGCCGCCUUCCAGAGGAACAAUGAUGCUCUGGAUGCUGCUCUUUUCUAUCUUGCCAUGAAGAAGAAGGCUGUGGUGUGGGGACUAUUUCGUUCCCAGCACGAUGAGAAAAUGACCCAGUUCUUCAGCCAUAACUUUGGUGAAGAUAGAUGGCGCAAAGCCGCCCUGAAGAAUGCCUUUGCUCUUCUGGGGAAGCAACGCUUUGAACAGUCAGCAGCUUUUUUCUUAUUAGCGGGGUCGUUAAAGGAUGCUAUAGAGGUGUGUCUUGAGAAGAUGGAAGACAUCCAGCUGGCUUUAAUAAUUGCUCGCUUGUAUGAGUCCGAGUUUGAAAUCUCGUCCACUUACACAGCCAUCCUUUAUGAAAAGAUUUUGGGCUGUAAGAAAGAUGGAACCGGGUUCUGUUGCACAAAAUUGCAUCCAGAUCCUUUCCUGAGAAGUCUGGCCUACUGGGUAGUGAAAGAGUAUUCAAGAGCCCUUGAUACCUUACUGGAACAAACACCCAAGGAAGAAGAUGAAAAUACAGUUAUUGUCAAAUCCUGCAAUCCCGUGGUGUUCAGUUUCUACAACUACCUGCGUACCCACCCUUUGCUCAUCCGAAGGAAUUUCUGCUCACCCGAUGGGACAUUAGCUACUUUGGGAUUGCAGGCAGAGAAAAAUUUUGUUGACAAGAUUAACCUCAUUGAAAGAAAGCUCUUCUUCACCACUGCAAAUGCUCAUUUUAAAGUAGGUUGCCCUGUCCUAGCCCUGGAAGUCCUUUCAAAGCUUCCCAAAAUAAGGAGCAAGUCCAUGCUUUCACCCAAGAAAGAGGAAUCCAGUCUGAGUCCAGUAAUGCAGAAUGGUGUGAAAAUAGACCCAAAGGUAUUAGAUGAAGGUAGCACUGUAGGUUGGUCACAGCCAGUGGACACUACAGAAUCUUCAUCCCUGAUUGACUGGAGCAAACCAGUGAUAAUGUUUGAAGAUGAACCUCUGAAACUUGACUGGGAGAAUGACCAAAGCAGUUUGCCUGAGGAGGAAGAGGAGGAAGGUUUGCUAAUGAACGAUUUGAAAGCAGACCUGGAAAGUAAAGAGCAAGAGGGAAAAAGCCCUGACCCCAGUCAAGGCGAGGAGGGUGAAGCCGACAAAAUGGAGGUCGAUGUGAUUGCUGAACAGCUCAAGUUCCGGGCCUGUUUAAAAAUCCUCAUGACAGAGCUGAGAACGUUGGCCACCGGCUAUGAAGUAGAUGGUGGGAAACUCCGCUUCCAGUUGUACAACUGGCUGGAGAAAGAAAUUGCUGCCUUGCAUGAAAUUUGCAACCACAAGGCCCAGGGCAAAGAUGACUGUCAGACCGAUAGCCAGGUCAGCGGGGAUCUCUUAGGUCACCAAGAGAUGGGGGAGAAGAUGGCAAUGGGCUCCUAUGAGUGGCAUCAGAUUGAGCGGCGACGGUUACAAGCCAAGCGGGAGCAUGCCGAGCGGCGGAAAUGGUGGCUUCAGAAAAACCAGGCACUUCUCCGGGUUUUCCUAAGCUAUUGCAGCCUUCAUGGGGCACAAGGAGGUGGUCUGGCUUCCGUAAGAAUGGAGCUGAAGUUCUUGUUGCAGGAGUCUCAGCAGGAAACUACUGUCAAACAGCUACAGUCACCACUUCCACUCCCCACAACAUUACCACUACUUUCAGCCAGCAUUGCUUCCACAAAAACAGUGAUCGCCAAUCCCGUCCUCUACUUAAACAACCACAUCCAUGAUAUCCUCUACACUAUUGUCCAGAUGAAAAUGCCCCCACAUCCCAACGUCGAAGAUGUCAAGGUCCAUACUCUCUAUUCUUUAGCUGCUUCCCUUUCUGCAUCUAUUUAUCAAGCCUUAUGCGACAGCCAUAGCUACAGUCAGACAGAAACAAAUCAGUUCACAGGAAUGGUUUACCAAGGGCUACUGCUGAGCGACCGUCGCCGUCUGAGGACAGAGAGCAUCGAAGAACACGUCACACCGAAUUCGUUGCCUGCUCAGUGGCCUGGUGUGAGCUCCCUACUCAAUCUUUUAAGUACAGCUCAGGAUGAAGAUCACCCAAAGUUAAAUAUCUUGCUCUGUGAAGCUGUGGUGGCCGUGUACCUGAGUCUUCUGAUCCAUGCUCUUGCAACAAAUGCUUGCAAUGAAUUAUUCCGGCUGGCAGCCCAUCCUCUGAACAAUCGAAUGUGGGCAGCAGUCUUUGGAGGAGGAGUGAAACUUGUGAUUAAACCCAGACGGCUAUCAGAAAAUAUUCCAGCCCCUCCAGUCCCUUCAGAAGACACAGAUAAGCAUCGCCGGAGAUUCAACAUGAGAAUGCUGGUGCCUGGGAGACCUGUCAAGGAGAGCGUGGUCCCUCCCCCGGUCCCUGCAGAAAGACCUUCUUACAAAGAAAAAUUCAUCCCCCCAGAGCUCAGCAUGUUAGACUAUUUUGUGGCUAAGCCCUUCCUUCCUUUUUCAGACAGUGGGGUGAUGUACGAUUCUGACGAAAGCAUUCAUAGCGAGGACGAAGAUGAGGAUGCUUUCCUCUCUGAUAUGCAAAUUCUGGAGCACAAGGAUGCCAGUUCAUACAGCUGGGGCCUUAUCCAUUUGGCAAUGGUAAAACUUGCUCUGAACAAUAUUAAGAACUUUUUCCCCAUUACUGGCUUGGAAUUAUCUGAGCUUCCCGUCACGUCACCUCUGGGUACUGCUGUGAUUAAAAAUUUGGAAAACUGGGAACAGAUCCUGCAAGAACGAAUGAACCACUUUGAAGGUCCCCCACCAGAUUACAUCAAUACCUGUUUCCCUGAACUUGGGACGGGAGCCGGAGCAGCCGCAGCCCGAAUUAAAGCAAUGGUUGAUCCUGAAAACACACCAUUUAAAUCAAAAGAUUAUUCAGCAUUGCCAGCUAAGAGACUGUGGCAUUUUCUGGUGAAACAAGAACUAUUGCAAGAUACUUUCAUUCGAUACACAUUCACCAAAAAGAGAAAGCAAAGUGAGUCUGUGGAAGACCGUGAGGAGCAGGUCACAAAACAGAGCAGCGUAGCAGAAGAUGGCAAAGCCAAGGUGGAGGCAGAACUAGGCUACCCAGGAGGAAGAGCCAAAAUUAUACACAAGGAAUCAGAUAUGAUCCUGGCAUUUGCAGUGAAUAAGGCAAACAUCAAUGAGAUCGUUUUAGCGUCUACCCACGAUGUGCAAGAACUGGACGUCUCGGCUCUCUUGGCCGCGCAGCCAUACAUAUGGAUUGGAGAAGAGUUUGACAGGGAAUCCAAAAGUUCAGAUGAUGUUGAUUUUCGCGGUUCCACCACCACACUUACCCAGCCUAGCGCUGCAUCUUUUGCAGUGGCUCAGAUGCAGCAUGUUUCAAAUUUGUCAACUUCGUCAAUGCCGUGGUUGGGGAGUGGGCAGACUAGUACCGGAGCUGGUAUACUCAUCAAACGGAAUUUGAACAACGUCAAAAGAAUGACUUCUCACCCGAUCCAUCAAUAUUAUCUUACUGGAGCCCAGGAUGGCAGCGUCCGAAUGUUUGAAUGGACCAGACCCCAGCAGUUGGUGUGCUUCCGGCAAGCAGGCAACGCCAGGGUUACUAGAAUGUAUUUCAAUUCUCAGGGCAAUAAGUGUGGGGUAGCCGAUGGAGAGGGAUUCUUGAGUAUUUGGCAAGUAAACCAAACUUCAAGUAAUCCUAAACCCUAUCUGAGCUGGCAGUGCCACAGCAAAACCACAAGUGACUUUGCCUUCAUUACCUCUUCAAGUCUAGUAGCCACAUCUGGACAGUCCAAUGACAACCGGAAUGUGUGCUUGUGGGACACCUUGGUGUCAUCAUCCAACAACCUCAUACAUGCCUUCACAUGUCAUGAACAUGGCGCCACAGUGCUUCAGUACGCACCAAAACAUCAGCUGCUGAUUUCUGGAGGCAGGAAAGGACACAUAUCCAUCUUUGAUAUCCGGCAAAGGCAGGCCCUUCACACCUUUCAAGCCCAUGAUUCUGCAAUCAAGGCCCUCGCGUUGGACUCCUCAGAAGAGUGUUUCUGCACAGGUUCUGCAGAAGGCAACGUAAAGGUCUGGAGACUAACUGGCUAUGGUUUGAUCCAUUCCUUCAAACAUGAACAUGCUAAGCAGUCAAUCUUCCGUAACCUGAGCACAGGCGUCAUGCAGAUCGAAAUGGCCCAAGGCAAUCGCAUUUUCUCCUGUGGAGCAGACGGCACUCUCAAGAUGCGGGUUUUACCCAACGCUUUCAAUAUUCCCUCAAACCUUUGCGACAUUAUGUAGCCUUUGCAGUUGUCCCAUCAGAAGAAGGCCUGACCUUCCAUCAAGAGUUAAAGGAAUGCUUCCCUACAAUUGGCUUUCCAAGAAAUUAUUGCAACAUGUAAUACCAGUAUUGAAUUAGCAGGAAGAGCAAGGUUUGGAUUUACACACGCACGUUUGUCUUGGUCCAAGCACUGCAGCAGUGCUAUGGGGUCUACCAAACAGAGGCUGGUGGGGAAAGCAUGCCCUGUUUCAGAGUUAGAUUUCCCAGGGGACCCAUAGUUGGCCUUCUGACUCAAAGCCUUGUUCACUCACGUCAGCCCAAAGAGGCUUACAGUCUUGUAGUUGCAGCAAAUAUCUAAAAUAAGCUUUUUUUUCUCAGUGUCCUUCUUUGAACUGUCAAAUCCUACUCCCUCAAUUGAAGCAUGUCCGUUUCUUUUCUGGUUUUGAAAGGAUAUAAGGAUGUUUUGAGGGAGUGCAGUUUUUAGGGUGUUCUUUUUAUUCAUAAACAUUUCUUUGGGUCAUAUGACAAUGUGAUGAAUGCACUAUUUGUGGGCUAAUGUGCAAUGAGAAAUGAUCUGGUGGCUCAUGAGCUUUUUUAUUUAAUGCUGAGAUCCUUCCUCUUUUCCUCCAGUGACUCUCAAUGCUGGGGUGCUCUACAUCACGCAGUUCACAGAAUCAAUUUUGUGCAAUAUUUUGACAUGAGCUGCCUCAUUUCACCAUGCCCUUGAGGGAUAGAGCUGGAAAUUAAGCACUGUAAUACUCUCAAGAGAGGGAUGUUAUAGCAAAUGUGAUGCAGGAGAAGAGGACUUCUCUCUGUUCUGAAGACUCUUCAUCUCAUAGCACAUUCCACUUUUUGGAUUCCUCCUUUUCCCCCUAUUUAUUUUCAGCCUUUGCAUCAGGAAUGUAUUAUGGGCACCAAAAGUUUGCAAGAAACCAGAGCUUAUUUCUCACCAUCAGUUGAGUUUUAUUUGGGCCAGAAAAAAAACACACACAUACACACACACAACACUUUACUAAAUAAUGCUGUGGGAGAAUCCAGUAGCAAACCCACCUAAUGCACAUUUGAUAAACAUCAGCCUUCCACACGGCCAGCUAGUAAGUAAAGAGUUGACAAAUUUAAACCGAUUUCCGCAGCAUAUUGUAUAAACUAUGCAGAGGUCAAUCUUGUUUGCUUGUAAUAUAUUAGCUCGUUUGUCAGAUGUAUUUUUCUCUGUUCUAAACAAGCCAACACAUUCUUACUAAGAUAAACAGCUGAUGUCUGUGUAUUUCAGUGUUGACGAAUUGUAUUUUUUUUCUUCUCGUGUUUGUGUCUGUGCCGUACUGUACAAGAGAAACAGAAGCCGAUAGGAUAAAUUGCACCUUUGUCUAAAAGCAAUUUUAACUGCAAGCUGUGAAGUAUGUAUAUGAGAAGAACGCAAAUCUCAUUUGUUAGUUUUAUCUUUGUAAGUUAAAUAAAUUCCUUUUAUUUCACAGAACUCAGCUCGGGGGUGUGUAGCUGGCAUUUUAUCAGGAGGCUUUGGGCUAUUUUAACACUAAGACCUGCUUUUGAUGGGGUCCUUUUUGCCUAGAAAAAAAAAGUGAAUUACUUCAGAACCCCAGUUUGUUAAUGGAAUUCUUGCACCAUUUUUAUCCGCAUGGGAGGUUUUGGGGGCAAAAACUUUCCUCUUAUUAGGAUAACCUUUCUACCUUAAACUUCUGCUUUUUAUCAACUUCCAGCUGAUACCAUGUUAAACUGAAAUUCCUUCUCCUGGUGAUGCUAUUUAGUUUUAGUGUUUAUUUUUUUAAAUAUAGCUAGGUGCUGGAGGAAAGAAAUAUGCAAGCCUGCAAGCAGAAAGCUUUGAGCCAGUCUAAAGCAGAUUGCUCCCAAUAUAGUACCCCCUACAUGCUUACUGGAGAAUUCUGGGACUUGUAGUCCCAACCUAUUGGAAAGGAACCCAGCUGGAAAGGCUGGUCUACAGCAACUGGCAAGAUGAUGGAAGCUCCAAACUGAUUUUUUUAAGUCAUGGGCAAGAAGUCCUUGUAGGGAAAAUAGGGGAGGAGGGAGUUUGACCAAAGAAGUCCAGAAUUAAGGAGCAUAUCUUAAAGAGGCUCCUAAUUGAUAAAGAAAAGCCACUGGUGGUGUGUUUAACCCAUGUGAAUACAACUGCAUGGUGGAGAAAUUUGCUUUGACCAACAUGCUCCCAUGCCCUGGGGUGGGAAAAGCACAUUUCUACAGAGCACUCCACUAAUGCUUUAAGAUUAUUUCUUUUAUCCCAUCAUAACCUUGGCUUUGUAGUUUGGUGUGUUGCAAGCAUGUGGCCUUUGCGGCAACACAAACGCAAAGAUACUUAUUGGAUGGCAUAUGCCUGCCUUGGAUCAUUCCCCUAUCAGGCAACAGUAGGAUUACAGAGUAUGUUCAUGUGAAAUUCUUAUCACAACUGCCUUAAUAAGGGCUGAUUGGUACAGAUUCAUCCUCUCUCUACAAACCAGGUCACGAGAUCAUCAAACUUGCUCUGCAUCCUGACAUAGAUUUCUUCCAAGGGAAGGCCCAAUGUUAGGGAAAUUCAAUUCUAGCCUGGUCCAACUAAGUUAGCUACAGAAACUGCAAACAAAACUCAACAGUUCAGUAAGAAAAGGAACCAAAAAGGACUUCUGCGAGCUCUUUCUCAAGGCUUAUUCGCUGAGAGAGAAAGCUGCUUUUGGCAAAAACGGUAUUCAAGACAACAAAGCUAAAAACCGAACUGUAAUCACAUAUCUACAACAUAUGAAUUAAAAUGCAUCAAAUGCAGAACAACACCCAACUGGUUAGAUGCAGACAAGCCACCUUAAAUACCAAAAACCUGUCUGGAUGAAAAAAAAACAUUGUCUGCCAAUGGAAAGGCUAUGGGAAGGAAACUAGCCUUUCUGAGGAAAUCUUUUCUCAAAGAGUUGGGAGCAUGUACCAACAUAGUCAGGUGGCCCUGUCUUACAUUGGAUGUGAGGAACUGGUGGGGCAAGAGCAGGACGCUCACCACAGAUCAGCACUCAAUUCCUAGAUCUCUCUUUCAGUUGACUGGGGGUUCCCUGGUUUGUCUAUUUCAAGCUACAGUUUGUUUGCCCUCAUCCAGUCCAUCCAACAGUCAUUCAGAACAGCUUUCUGUUAAACUCUGAAUUUAAAACCACUUUUUUCUAGACCAAGAAUCACGCUUGGUCUUUGAGUGGCAUGCCUGAAAUUAUCUCA